Molecule: messenger RNA, 1956 nt
Organism: Phalaenopsis equestris
Lineage: Eukaryota; Viridiplantae; Streptophyta; Magnoliopsida; Asparagales; Orchidaceae
Product: protein RFT1 homolog
Exons: 15
Biological process (GO): glycolipid translocation; dolichol-linked oligosaccharide biosynthetic process
Cellular component (GO): endoplasmic reticulum membrane
Source: RefSeq, a predicted model, not a curated record
GGAUUUAGGUUAAGUUGUUCUUAAAUCCUGCUCAAAGCCUACUACGAACCAGUAGUUUGCCUUAUCCCACAAAUCUCCGGUCCGCCUCCCGACAAGAAGCUAGGAAGUCGUAAUGGGAGUUUGCUGGAGAAGGUGCAACGGGCUCCUGCCGGAGAGGACGUCAACAGCAGUAACGACGUGCGAAAGAACCUGAUAUUGUUUGAAACGAACCCCUUCAAGCUUCUCAAGGGGGUGUUUGGUUAGAUUUCACAGGUAGAAACACGAUUAAUUUUGAUAGAUUAGUCACAUAUCUGAGAUGACAAGUAAAACAGAUGGACCUCAGGCAGAUGGGGAAAGUUCUUAUAACAAUAGUUUCGGCCGAACAUUCAAAUACCUCAUGGCAACUCAGUUUUUGUCAAGAUUAAUUCCAUUUGUUUUCAAUACGUGGAUUGUGAGACACCUAACUGAAUCUGACUAUGCGCUUUAUGCAGUAAAGUUUCAUCUUUUAACUACAUGUAUCCUGUUUCUAAGUCGGGAGGGCUUUCGCCGUGCUUGCAUGCGAAUAGAUAUAAAAUGUGUUGGAAGAAUGGAUGAAAAUGUAACAAGGUUGCUGAAAGUGGCCUGGCUGACUAUUCCUUUUGGCUUCCUUUUUGCUUCUGCUCUAUGCAGCCUUUUCUUCUGGAUUGAGAAGCUUUCUUUUCAGGAUGCUAUUUCCGAUCCAAUUGCAUUGGCCAUACUGAUAAAUGGAAUUGCUUGUAUAUUGGAGCUAUUGGGAGAGCCAUUGUAUAUACUUUCACAGAAUCUACUACUUCUAAGAUUAAGGUUGAUGAUUGAAACUGUUGCAACUAUUGUUCGAUGUGUGACGACUUGCACUCUAAUGUUCCGAAGCACAUUCACGGAAAUGGCAAUCAUUUUUGCUGUCUCCCAGGCUUCAUAUGGUGCUUGCGUAGCUUUGGGAUAUUGGAUUUAUUUCCUUUCAUUUCGGAUUGUAAGAAGCAGUUAUCUAUUCCCUUUUAGGUUAUGCAACAAUCUUGAAUAUGAUAAACAGUUGCGUUACAUGUGCCUUUUACUUACUGGUCAAGCUUCAUGGAAAUUGUUACUUCAGGAAGGAGAAAAGAUGGUACUUAUGUGGUUUGAUUCAUCUUACAAUCAAGCUAUCUAUGGCCUAGUGGACAAAUUAGGAGGCUUAGUUGCUAGAUUGGUUUUUAAUCCUUUCGAGGAAAGCUCAUAUGCCACGUUUGCAAAGGUGGCAUCAGGAGACUCCCCCCAAAAGAUCACUGUGUUAGCAAAUUCAUUAACAGAUGCAUUGAAGCUUGUAUCAUUGAUUGGUCUUGUAGCCAUUGCUUUUGGCCCAAGUUACUCAUAUUGUCUCAUGAGACUACUUUAUGGAAAGAAAUGGAGUGAUGGACAAGCUUCAACUUUGCUGAGCUACUAUUGCUUUUAUAUCAUUACUUUAGCCACAAAUGGUACAUCUGAAGCAUUUUUGCAUGCUGUUGCCAAUGAAAGUCAAUUAAUACAAUCAAAUCUUUCAUUGUUUCUUUUUUCUUGAAUAUAUAUUAUACUUAAUAUUAUUUUGGUGCGGUCUGCUGGAGCUUUUGGUCUAAUUGUCGCCAAUUCAAUAAAUAUGAUUUUGAGAAUUACAUACUCUGCAGUAUUUAUAAGUCGUUUCUUCAAGGGAUCUUCAUUUUCCUUUCUUCAAAGCUUGCCAUCAGGCUGGAUAGUAUUGCUUCUUUCUGGUGCAGUAACACUCAUCUCUGAGAGAAUGGUUUUAGACAGGGAAAACUUCUGGCAUUCUUUUCUGAUUCAUCUUUCUAUUGGCGUCUUGUGCUUCUGCAUCUCUGCCAUUGUCAUCUAUCGCCGAGAAAGGCAAUUUAUCAACAAAAUUGUUCGCAUUCGUACCCAUAGUGAUUGAGGUUCUAAGCUUAUUUGUUCAUGAAGGUCACCAUGGCGCAUCAAGGGAGGCAUAAAUUAUUGUUU